GUGAGGUGAAGAGCGAGGGAUUAUUGAGAGAGUAGAGGAACUGCAGCUCCUCAUCUGUACUUCGCCCUCAACUUGCGUCCUGGAGUUUCCUACUCUCGGAAACCACUGCCGCUAUGGGGCUGCGGAAGAAAAACAAGAGUCCGCCAGUCCUGAGCCAUGAGUUCGUUAUCCAGAACCACGCGGAUGCUGUGUCCUGCCUGGCCAUGGGCCUCCUGUUGGGGCUCAUGUUCGAGGUUACAUCCAAAUAUGCCAUCAUGUUUAUAACUGUUCAGUACAAUGUUACAUACACCACAGAUGACAAAUCUGACCCAGUUCAUUUCUAUGAGUAUGGUCCAAAAGACACAGCCACCAUCUUCUUCUACAUGCUUAUAGCUAUUAUUCUGCAUGCAGUGAUUCAGGAAUAUAUACUAGAUAAAAUUAAUAGACGUCUCCACUUGUCAAAAACAAAACAUAGCAAAUUCAAUGAGUCAGGACAACUAGCCUUUUUCUACUUGUUUUCAUUUGUAUGGGGAGCAAGUAUUUUGUCUGCAGAAGAAUUUACAACAAACCCAACUUUGUUGUGGAAGGAUUACCCUCAUUCUCAUAUGUUUUUUCAGGUUAAAUUCUUCUAUAUAUGCCAAAUUGCCUAUUGGCUCCAUGCACUUCCAGAACUCUACUUCCAAAAGAUUAGAAAGGAAGAUAUUCCAAGACAGUUGCACUAUAUUUUUCUUUAUAUUGCCCAUAUAUCUGGUGCCUAUAUCUUGAACCUUCAGCGCUUGGGUCUAAUUUUGCUGGUACCUCAUUAUCUUGUAGAGCUCAUUUUUCACGCUUCACGUCUUUUCUACUUCAGUGAUGAGAAUAAACAGAAAGGAUUUACCCUUUGGGCUCUUCUAUUUGUAAUGGCUCGUCUUUUGACCUUGACCUUGUCAGUUCUCACCUUUGGAUUUGGUCUCACAAAAGCAGAAAAUCCCGGCUUUUCUGUAGCAGAAGGAAACUUCAACAUACUCACAAUUAGAAUUAGCUGUCUGGCUGCAAUUUGUUUGACUCAGGCUUGGAUGAUGUGGAAAUUCAUCAAUUUCCAGCUGAAGAAAUGGAGAGAACAUGUACAGAAUCAAAUUCCUAAGAAAAAAACAAACACAAAAAUUAAGCCAACAAAAAAAGAGUCCUGCAGAUCUAACUUUGUAAAUGGAACAAUAAAAUCUGAAGAGGGCACAUCACCUAGGAAAAGAAAAUCAAAGUUUUUGUAAAGAGCACAGUUACAGAGGACACUGAUUUAAUUGAAGACUUUCUCAUAUUAAAAGAAAAUCUCCAUCACCACUGACCACAGAAAAACUAUAUUUGGCUGGACAUUGGUUAAAAUAAUAUAUUUUUAUGUUCAUCAAAACAAACUUAAGGUGAGAACUUAUUUUAAAAUCAGUUAUUUAACAUGAUUGUCAGCUUUUGAAAAUAGGAUGUUUAGUCUGACCUCUAAUUACAAUGCUACAAUGUUAGUAGAACAGCAUGGGGGAAUCUAAUAAACCAGAGUUGUCUUCUAUUUGGAACUUUAUUUCAUUUUAUAAAAUGUAGUUUUAGAAUUAGUGUUAGAUUUUUUUUUGCUUUUUUCCCCCCCUAAAUCUGUUCACGUUAUUAAACUGCUUGAAAUUCCUCUUUAAGUUAGAAACAAACUAUUUUUUAUUAUCUCUCCCCUUGUUUAAAGGCAAUGUUUAAAUUGUGAUUAUGAAAAACUGUCAGUUUAGCAUACUGUACCCAACAAUGUGUUUUCAAAAAAUGCCCUCCAAUUUAAGGCUUAAUUUUGAAGAAUGGAUCCCUUUUUAAUUCCAAAAAGCUAGUUUUAUAUAAAUGGUUUCUGAAGUAUUUUAAGAGAGGAUAUGAAACUACAAGCUUCUUCAACAUGGUGCUAAAAAGUGUUGGUUUAUUUAGAGAUCCAUGAAACUGUUAUAUGAUUAAUCUUUAAUAUGCAGAACUGUAGAAUAUGUUAAAAUUAUUCUCCUAGUGUUUAAAAAAAAAGUCAGGGUUUGCCAUUAGAUAGUGAAAAGAUACUCAUGAAUCCUGCUUUGUUUUCUGACCCCCAAAAAUGUUAAAAAUGUCUGGCCCUUCAACAUAAUCUUGGCCAUUAGGUCUGAUAAUCCAUCAUACCAAAAGCUUUUAUUACCAAAUAAUAGCUUUCCUUGAAUACUUACUGUAUUAUUCAUAAUUACAUGUAUUUACUAAGUAACAGGAUAUUUUUGACUGUGCCAAAUCUCCUGUUGGGAUUCUUUCAAAAAGGGUAGGCUAACUGGUGCCUUCCAGAUCUUUGGGGUUACAUAUUUUACCGUUAACCAUGCUAGUUGGGGGUGACAGAAGUCGAAGUCCAAAACAUCUGGAGCAAACCAGAUUUCCUGGUUGGAAAUGGUGGAAUUCAAAGGACUAUACAACUUCCUGGAAAUGGCUUUUAUUACCCAUGUAGACAUUUUGCAACCGGGCAUGGAAACUACUCAAAGUGGAUUUUUUUUUAAUCCCUAUAUGUCAUGUCACAUGAUUUAGUGGAACUACUGUUAGAAGAAAAAAAUGUCUAAAGUUCUACUGGAUUCAUAGAACUGAGUUCAUGAUCCUUUGGGUCAUGAAUAUAGAUUCCUAGAUCUAAAAAGAAUGUACUAUUUUCAAACUUGUAUUUAAAAAAUUUCUAUUCUGCUUUCUCAGGUUAUCUGUUCAAAAUUGGAGUAGUGAACUUUGUUUAAUUAAUGACAGGUUAGUCUGCAAUUCUUAAGGCAGACUUCAAACUCCGUGGCUACUUUACAGUUCACAAUUAAACAACUGGAACCUUUGUCUUUUUGUAAGUCUUGCAGCACCAGCCACCAAUCAAAGAAUAAGGGCAAUCUAGAUUUAAUUAUUUUUCUACCCUUCGUUUGAAUUUCUAAAAGCUUUGAUAUUUGCUUAAACCUAAAUGAAUUCUAUUAAGUGGCUAUUAUCAACCUGGCAUUAUCUGUAUAUGUUAUGACUCUGGUUCCCAGAAUUUCUACCAGCUUCUUUUCUUUUAUUAUGGUACCUGGGAUAUCUGAGAGUUAUAAUUCCAACAUACCUGGGGGUGCCUUUUGGGGAAAGGCUGCUAUAAAGACACUAUAGAGAGGUCUUCACCAACAGAAUCUUUGGGGCGCUGCUCUCAGUAUCCUUGACAAUUGGGGAUGUUAGGAAACGUAGUCCUAAAUAUUUGUAGGUCAUCAGAUCAGGGAAGCAGUUCAGUCUAUAUACUACUAAAAUUAUGUUUGGUUUACAUCUUACUAGCCUGAUACUCAUCUUGGCAGGCAUUGCCAUAACAUAAGAAAAUUCCACUCAAUUAAAUUAGGCUCUGUGUCAGCAAUCGGAAGUGAAAGAUGCUGUGGGGUUGUAGUUCAAAAACACACUGACUUGCAUAUUUCCAGCUCCUGCUGUAUGUAAAGUAGCUUUCCCUUUUCUAGCACUUUCAGAUUUUUGGACUGCCAACUAAAGCCAGCAUGGCUACAUUGCCAUAGAGCAGUAUUUCUCAACCUUGGCAACUUUAAGAUAUGUGGACUUCAACUUCCAGAGUUCCUCAGCCAGCAUGGCUGGCUGGGAAAUUCUAGGAGUUGAAGUCCACCUUACAGUUGCCAAGGUCGAGAAGCACUACCAUAGAGUAAAUGCAGUCGCCUUAAUGCUGCAAUCUGUGGGGAACUCUUUUAAACAUCAGAUUUAGGUUUUUGGUUUUUUAGGCAAAUAUAUGUACCAUAAACAUUUCACAAGAAAAUAUUAACAGAUGCAUCUAGAUUCCUCAUUGGAAGCACAAAUAGCAGAGGUGCCAAAGAUGUCUCUCUUAUACAGACACAGACUGACUGUGUCUGCUUCAUUCCCCGUUCAAAAUAAUAUAUUAAUUAUAACAAGCUACCAUUUUUCAAGAUUUGCCAUACUUGCUACUUAAUAAGGUUUGACACUUAAAGUACUAAUAAUUAAGGAAGAGUUAAAAGUGGUUCUCUGGUUCUAGCAAAAAUGUUUAUUAUUGGUUUGGAAAUCAAGAUACCUGCCUCUCAGUCCAUUGUGAAAGUACCUCACCUCGCCUCACUCCUGACCACGGUCCUGUGAGAAAUAAGUGGCUUACAUUUUUUAAAAUGUCUCAGUACCAUUCAAUAAACAAUUCAAUCACAUGUAUUUACAUGUUACUAUAUAGAUGAAAUUGUUCUUUUAUUAUACAAGACAAAGGAAUUUUUUUUGUAUAUCACUUAGACAUUUUAAUGCAAAAUGCUAUUCAGGAUUUGAUUCCUUUUUCUUCAUUUGUCAACUUACUUACUUGUACUAAUUCGUUUAAGAUUUUAUCUACUGACCUCAUAAUCCCAUAUAUGUCUACUGAGAACAUUUUGCCAUGGAAUGAGGGUUUUAUGAUUUUGAUGGAAAUGUAUAUGUAUAAUUGCCUCAUUUGAUAGAACCAUAAUCUUCUGAGCUGUUUUGCUCAUAAGAUGAUGCUUUCUCUAGUCAGCAUGUGUGUAGUUCUGGACUUGUUCCUAACAGAACACUGGUUACAUCUUCAGCAUCGUAAUUGUGGACACUGUGUUCAUCUAAAACGUUUUAUGUUACUAAUUUCAAAUAAAAGAAAAUGGAAAACUCCUUUCUUCUCAAAGCAGAAUAGUGUAAGAUGUAUCAGUAAUAAAAACUUUCAGGAAAUAGGUGUGGCCUUUUAAUUCAUGGAGAGUCAGUUUGUUCCAUGGCUGGAGCUACAUUCUCAUAGAAGAUCAUAGUUCAACUACUGCAUUUCCAUUUAAAUUAAUUUUUUAAUUUACACCUACAAUCUCUUCUAUCCCUUUACACUUACAGAAGUUUGAUUCCCUUUUUUAAUUCUAGAAAACUAAACUCAAGUAUUUUAAAAUGUUACCUAAAAUAUCCUUGAAAUGCAAAUAUUUUGUAUAUGGAUAUGUCUGUGUACACCUAAUUUCUGUGAAUUGGGUAGAAGAAUUUAUUCUUUUGCAGCAUGAGAGGAAUAUAAAUGGAUUAUCAUACUGUCCUGUGUCAUUGCACUGAUUGUACAGAUGGAUGUUUUAUGUACUAUCAAAUGUUAAAUAAAAGGUGGGCCUGUGCCUUAAGCUU
Molecule: messenger RNA, 5046 nt
Organism: Candoia aspera
Lineage: Eukaryota; Metazoa; Chordata; Lepidosauria; Squamata; Candoiidae
Product: translocating chain-associated membrane protein 1-like 1
Exons: 11
Coding region: 114-1226 (370 amino acids)
Biological process (GO): protein insertion into ER membrane; SRP-dependent cotranslational protein targeting to membrane, translocation
Cellular component (GO): endoplasmic reticulum membrane
Source: RefSeq, a predicted model, not a curated record